AGUUAUCACUGUGUCGACGGGUCAAAUCAUAUUCUUCAUAUAUUUGUCCGUUUUUCUAUCAAAUGUAAGACUUAUGUUGCCGGACAGGCUCGGAUAGACGAAGCAUUUGUGUCACAUGAGGAGGCGGAGGAGAAGAAGGGGAGGCUAAAAGAGAGAAAUAGGCUUUUUGACAGUAGCUUUAAGCUAGCUUUGGUCAGGUAGGGUAGAGUAAUACAGUUCCAUUAGCCGAGGAUAAGAGAAGGCGUUGUACAGGCUGUUUAUUUGUACGGAACACAACAGAAACAGACAUAUUCACGGUGUGUUUUGUCGUAUAGGCUCUGUCAGCUUGGAACCAGUGGGCAGUAGCUCAAAGUACACAGGGUUACUGAAGAGCAAACGCUGCCGGGAAAUACUCGUCCAAGAAGAGCCUGAAGAAGUGGAAACACAGGCCCAGCUGGACUGCACAGCUCUCCUCUGCCAUGGAAUUCAUUUAGGAAAACUUUCUCAGUCCUGCCUUUUCCAUUGUCUGUUUCCACAACUUCGAAGGACGCUUUGGAAGAGUUGGACUGCAAGAUGAUGAGCUCUGAUGCCAUGCAGCAGAGGUUUAGAAAAACAUGAAGCAGCCAGGGAAGUAACCUCGGUGGAAACCACAGCCUUUUGGUUGGAGGGUGUCGUUCACUGGCACCAUGGCAUCCAAAGAGAGACUGUAUGAGGUCUGGAUGCUCUACUCCACUAAGCGGGACCCAGACUACUUGAAACUAUGGCUGGAGAUUUUCAUCAGCUCCUAUGAGCGAUGCCUGAAUGUGGACUUCGAAAAGCCACCUUCAAGGCCAGAGGAGGUUCCCCCUGUGUUGACCCUUCUCCCAGACAACAUCCUGCAGGUUUUGCGCCACCAGCUGCUCCAGUGUGUCCAAAAAGCCUCUGAUGGCUUGGAGCCUGAGCAGCAAAAUCUGGCACUGCUGCUGCUCAAAUUCCUUAUCAUCAUCUGCAGGAACCUGUCCAAUGUGGAGGAGAUUGGCACUUGCUCUUACAUUAAUCACAUCAUCACUAUGACAACACUCUAUAUUCAGCAGCUGAAAAGUAAGACCAAAGAGAAGGAAAUGGCAGACCAGAGCCAGGCCGAGGAGUUUGUCCGUCAUGCACUGGCUUUCUGUGAGAGCCUCUAUGAUCCUUACCACAAUUGGAGGCAUCGAGCCUGCGGGGAACAGCUGGGUACUGUAGAGAGGAGCAGACAGAAGUAUAAGGCAGCUCCACUCACUGUUGAAUUUGUUCCUUUCUUUUAUCAGUGCUUCCAGGAGAGUGAGCACCUGAAGGAGAGUCUGAAAUGCUGUCUGCUGCACCUGUUUGGAGCCAUAGUUGCUGGUGAUCAGAGGAAUGCUCUACUCGCCAUCUCUCCAGCCACCAUGGAGGUUUUGAUGCGGGUGCUGGCUGACUGCUCCAUGGGGAGCUGCUCCUCAGAUGAGGGUGAAGACUGGGACAGCGAGGCCCCCGACCGUAAAGCGCUGCUAACUUUGGGCUGCCUACGGGAGGUGGUGCAGCGCCUCCUGGCCUCCAGUUCUGACCAACGGCAGGUGGAGAUUGCCUCCGUGCUUGAAAACUACUUCAAACUGCUCAACUCGGACCCGGCUGCUGUUGUUGCUGCACGCCAGCAACAGCAGCAGCAAGUCAAGGGCCGAGUGCCAACACUGGGCAGACACUGGGAGAGUCGAUUUGUGGCACUGCAAGUGAACAUGCUAGACACUAUCAGGGACAUGUUCCUGUGUUCAGACAGGCCAGUUCUACAAGCCAUCUUCCUCAACAGUAACUGCUUUGAGCAUCUGACACGACUGCUGCAGAACAGCAAGCUGGUUAAUGCUAGGUGCACGGCGGCAGACAAGGACCAGAAAGAUAUAACCAACAACAGGUUACUGACAGGAGAGAGGGACACUCAGGUGUUUCAAGGGCGACUUGACUCCCUCGCUGUAGCAACCAUCAAAGCCCUGACAACGGUGAUGCAUAAGUCACCUGCUGCAAAGGAGGUAUUCAAGGAGAGGAUUGGUUACAAUCACUUGUACGAAGUGUUGGUCUCACUGGGACAGCCAUCACGGCAUCUUCUCAAAGAGCUAAUGAACAUGGCAGUGGAGGGUGAACACACCUCAGUGGGGCUCCUGGGCAUUAGUAAUGUGGAGCCCCUGCUACUGCUGGUCCAGUGGCUCCCAGAGCUGGACUCAUCAGAGCUGCAGCUUUUUACUGCAGACUGGCUUCGCCGCCUCAGCUGCCUCAACCGCCAGACUCGUGCCACCUGCGUCAACGCUGCCAUGGUCAUGCGGGCGCUGGCUGCCCUGGAGCGCCAACAGCGGCUUCACCGAGCUUGUGCUGAGAGCCUGUUUGGAUUAGUGGGCUCACUGGGCUCUCAGUCAUUGAGCACCAGGGAACUGCUCGGAUUCCUGCGUCUUCUCAGACCUCCAGAUUCCAGUCAAGGACACCCCUAUGUGGGUCCUGCGCUCAGAGCCCUUCUGACCAUGGUACGCAAGCAAGGCCUGGAAAGUGCCAUGCAGUACUUUGACCUGUCACCCAGCAUGGCAGGUAUCGCAGUCCCAACAGUGCAGCGCUGGCCAGGCUCUGCCUUCAGCUUCCUGGCCUGGUUGUCACUGGAUCAGGACCAGUUGGGCUCACCCAGCAAGGACAAACGGAAGCAGCUCUACAGCUUUUUUACUCCCGGGGGGACUGGGUUUGAAGCCUUCAUCAGCUCAGCUGGUGUCCUGGUUAUAGCUGUUUGCACGAAGAAGGAGUACGUCACAGUCAUGCUGCCCGAGUACUGCUUCUGCGACUCUCUCUGGCACAGCAUCGGUGUGGUGCACGUGCCAGGAAAGAGGCCAUUUGGACAGAGUCUUGUCUAUAUUUAUGUGGAUGGACAACAGAAACUGUCUGCUCCUCUCAAGUAUCCCACCAUGACAGAGCCAUUCACCUCCUGCUGCAUCGGCUCAGCGGGCCAUCGAACCACCACUCCCCCACCCUCCCAAAUCCCUGACCCUCCAUUCUCCUCUGCCACCACACCCACAACUCGUUCCUCACUGGGUGGCAUCCUGUCACCACACACCUGGGGAGGACUGCUGGGGGGAAAGCCAGAGUCUGUGACCAAGCUCAUCUCAGCAGGGACCCAGGACAGUGAGUGGGGAAGCCCCACCUCCCUGCAGGGCCAGCUGGGAAGUGUCAUGGUCUUCCACGAACCCCUUCAGCCGAACCAUGUGAAAGCCAUCUGUAGUGCUGGUCCAAAUUGCAUAUCUCCAUUUAAAGCGCAAGAAUCAGAACUUGGGGAUCUUUCAACCAAAUUGCUGCUGCACUAUUCACCCAAGGCGUGUAGGAAUCCCAUCUGUCUGGAUCUGUCGCCCAACAUGCUGCACGGCCGCCUGACGGGGAACAAAGUUGUUAAUUGGGAUAUCAAGGAUAUGAUCAACUGCGUGGGCGGUCUACCAGUGCUGUUUCCUGUACUGGAGCAGUUGGCCUUGGUCACUCCAGAUCAGCAGGCUAGUGAUCCUGCAGCCGGUUCAGAUUUCAUCACCCCUGAUGUUACCACACCAGCUGAUGGAGACUGGGUCAUUCUGCCCUCUAACAGAGCUUCAGAGGCACGCCUGGAGAAGAACUUAGUGGCCACCUUUUUGUUGGUGCUAAAGCAUUUUCUGCAGAGACACCUUAUCAACCAAGAGAAUCUGCUCCACUCACAUGGGGUCGCUACACUGGGAGCCCUGCUGCAGAAGCUCCCGGUGGGUCAUGUGGAUGUCAGUGUGCUUGUUGCUAUGCAGCUCCUGAUCGAGCAGGUGACAUAUGAAAAGAACCAGGCCCUGCUUCAACAGCUUCACACACAUCUGUUGUUCAACUUCAACAUUUGGAACAAAGGAGACUUCCCUUUACGCAUAGGUCACAUCCAGUACAUGUCCACAGUCAUCAAAGACAACAGGAAGCAAUUUAGGAAGAAAUAUGGAGUUCAGUUCCUGCUUGACGCCGUACGUCUUUAUUAUGGGAAGAACAGUAAUAAGGAAAGUGAUCUCAGUGAAGAUGACAUUCGUACGAUCCGUGCCUCUCUCUGUGGCCUCAUUAAAUACUACAUCAGCAAGGGCAUGUCACAGGAGGAGAUGCACAGCAUCCUGGGAUAUAUUGCCGCUAUUGGAGAUGAAGAGCAGCUGUGUGGGCUGCUGGAGUUGUUACUCAGCCUCCUUCAGAGCAGUCCGGCCAGGGACCAGCUCUUCUUACUCCUCUAUGAACCCACUGCUGCUGAUUCCUGCUAUGCUCUCCUCCUCAACAACAAACACUCAGACCGACUCCGAGAGCUCGUCUUUAAGCUGUUUGAGCGCAUGUUACGAUGUGACCGUGUCUAUGAGAAGAAUAAGCAGCGUUUGCGGCUGAGGGAAGCAGGUUACUCAGGCUUAUCGUUGCUCUUCUCUGAACUUCAUAUCACUCCGACUUUGAUCCGAUGUCUGCUCAACCAAGUGCUUCACACAGAUCAGGUGGUGAACUACAAGGACCUGAUGGCUCUUGUCCAGCUCACGCACCGAGCCGGGCCCAGCGUACGCCUUAUCGUCUGCAAAAGGGUGUACCAGCUGCUACAAUCCCAACAGGAUGCUGCUCUCCAGAUUUCAAAGCAGCAGUGUUGGCAGGACACCCUAAUGCGCCUUUAUCUGCGAGGUGAAGGGUCCCUACCGCUGCGUAGCGUAGACACCGUCAGCACCUGCAGCCUGGACCUGAAUCGGUCCGGUGGCAGCAGCACAAACCGUCUCGAGCUGCCGCUGGAGAGGAGGACACGAGCGGGCAGCGCGAGCCGGCUGGACAGGUUGGAGGACGACCGACUCAGCAUCGGUGACACUCGUUCUGUGGACAGUUUGGAGAACGGUGACCUCAUCUCACUGCUGGACACACCAUCUUCAUCUGCCUCCACCGAGCCACAACUCCACACCAAGCCCUGGGUGGUGGGGAAAUCUGGAGGCCUGACACUGGAUCUGUCCCACCUGCAGGCGUAUGAGCCAGGGGAGACUGGCAGCCAGACUCCUGGGAGCAUGCCCAGCACACCAUCCCCACUGGAGACUUGCAAGCCUUUCCCAGGGAGCUCCGGUGAGCGGGAGGCAAGCUCCUCCCUGACUGAAGAUGGCUUCCUCUUUAGUGACAACAUUUCACUGGGGGAGUCCUUCAACAAUGCUGAGCGAGCUGAGGAGGAGCUGUGCAGCAUGCUGCUGGAGAUAGUCCUGUGUGUGAUGUGGCGUGGUGUAGAAGGUUCAGAUGACUCUGCGUGGUUGGAGCGCGGUCAGGUCUUCUCAGCUCUCACCAAACUCGGUACUGCCAAUGAGCUGCUGCUGCCUGUAGACCAAAUCAAACUCAGUUUGAUGGAACGAAUGCUGGAGUGGGCAGUGAGUGACAACCGUGAGGCGUCCGCUGCCACGUUGCCACAGCACACGGAAAACGCGGUGCGACUUCUUCACAUGGUGCAAGACUUCCUGCAGGCAGAAGGCCUCGUCAAUCCAGCUCUGUGGACGGAGAAGGUGCUGGAGGAAACUGUGACGCUGAUGGACAGCCUCAUGGUCUGGUAUUCUGCAGGCACUCAAUGGUUCCAACUCUCCCAAGUUGGGCUGAGGCUGCUGCUGGGCUUCAUGGCCCAGGAGGACCCUGAUGUAUGUGCCAUGGCCACAGCCAAGCUCAAUGGCAUCUUACAGACAAAGGAAGUUUCCAGCCAGGACGAGGCCUGCUACCUGUUAGGAAAGGUAGAGGGCAUCCUACGCCGCUCCAUCCAGGAGCAGACUGAAGAAACAUACUCCUUCCUGGUUCCUCUGCUGCGAACGCUGCUCUCUAAAGUGCACCGUCUCCUCUACAUGGAGCUGCAUCUGCCCCAGCUCCCAGAUACCAACGGCAGCCCGUCGUUCUUUGAGGACUUCCAGCUGUACUGCAAUUCACCAGAGUGGCGCGUCUACCUCGAUAAAUAUAUUAUCCCCUACAUGAAGCAGUAUGAAAUUGAGACAUUCAGCCAGGGUCAUGAGACCAUGGCUCUCUACUGGAAGGAGUGUUAUGAGGCCUUUAUGGUCAAUCUGCAUAAAAGAGAAAGAGAAAGGGGCGAGAGUAAGAUCCGUUUCCAGGAACAAUUUGUAGAGCCUUUCUCACGCCGCGGACGCCAGGAGAACCUGCGCUACAACAGCAUGUUGAAGCUGCAGCAUGGCCAAAACAGUGCCACCCUCAGGCAGUGGAAGGCAGCACGUCGAGGCCUGGUGUGUGAGAGAGGACCCUGGGCCGACAGGCAACAGGAUGAGAUGCAUUGGAGGGUGUCCAGUGCUGAGAACUAUUCCCGCAUGAGGUUAAAGUUGGUCCGUAACUACAACUUUGAUCCUCACCGAGAGGCCAGCGCCCUGCGAGACAAUCUGGGUGUCCAUCAGCAGCGUGUAAACCCAGAAUCUCUGCUGCUGGAGGCUGUGAAGCAAGUCAAAGUCAGUGACCUGGAAGACGACAUCCUGGAGCUGCCAGAGGAAGACGCUGCCACUGCUAAUAACCAGGUUGAGGCAGAGGAAGCAGGGCAGAAAGAGAAGCUGGUGCUGUGGGAGGACUGUGAGCUAGUCACCAUUGUGGACGUGGUUCCUGGUCGACUGGAACUCACCACCCAACAUAUUUACUUCUAUGACAGCAGCCAGGAAAAAGAGGAAGGAGUGGGCCAUGACUUCAAGUGGCCCCUGUCUCAGAUCAGAGAGGUCCACCUACGGCGAUAUAACCUGCGUCGCUCAGCUCUGGAGAUCUUCCUCAUCGACCAAACCAACUAUUUCCUCAACUUCAAGAAGGAGGUGAGAAAUAAGGUCUACAGCCGCAUGUUGUUGCUGCGAUCUCUCAGUCUUUACGGAACCCGAUCACCUCAGGAGCUCCUCAAGGCCUCCGGGCUCACACAGAAAUGGGUGAACCGGGACAUCUCCAACUUUGACUACUUGAUGCAACUCAACACUAUUGCAGGCAGGACAUACAACAACCUGGCUCAGUACCCUGUCUUCCCUUGGAUUCUUGCAGACUACACUUCAGAGGAGCUGGACCUGUCUGAUCCUCGGGUUUUCAGGGAUCUCUCCAAGCCAGUGGCAGUACUUAAUGAACGGAACGCUAAGGCUGUGAGAGAGAAGUAUGAAAGUUUCGAGGAUCCAACAGGAACCAUCGAUAGGUUCCAUUAUGGCACCCACUACUCAAACGCUGCCGGGGUGAUGCACUACCUUAUCAGAGUGGAGCCCUUUACCUCGCUGCACAUCCAGCUGCAGAGUGGACGGUUUGAUUGCGCAGAUCGCCAGUUUCAUUCUAUCCCAGCGACGUGGCAGACCCUCAUGGACAACCCCAACGAUGUCAAGGAGCUGAUCCCAGAAUUCUUUUAUUUCCCAGAGUUCCUUGAAAACCAGAAUGGCUUCGAUCUAGGUCGCCUGCAGAUUUCUAAAGAAAGGGUAAAUGAUGUUGUUCUACCCAAAUGGGCCAAGUCUCCUGAGGAUUUCAUCUACAAGCAUCGCAAAGCCCUGGAGUCAGAAUAUGUGUCGGCCCACCUUCAUGAGUGGAUUGAUCUGAUCUUUGGUUACAAGCAGAAGGGCCCUGCAGCGGUGGAGGCUCUUAACGUCUUCUACUACUGUACCUAUGAAGGGGCUGUGGACCUGGAUGCCAUCACUGAUGAAAAGGAGCGUAAGGCUUUGGAGGGGAUGAUCAGCAACUUUGGACAAACUCCCUGCCAGUUACUAAAGGAGCCACACCCAGUGAGACUCUCCCAGGAGGAAGUGGAAAGGAGGAAAGCUCAGCUCGACUCGUGUCCUCUCAGCAUGUUCGAACACCUCAGCGAUCUCAAGUCUUUCUUUGUCGAGGGCAUCAGUGACAAUGUCCCACUGGUGAAGGCCGUGGUACCCAAGAACCAGUCCCACUCAUUCAUCACACAGGGCAGUCCAGACACAAUGGUGACUGUGAGUCAGAACUGCCUGGUUGGGACCCAUGGAUGGCUUCCUUACAACAAAAACAUCUCCAACUACUUCACCUUCAUCAAAGACCCCACAGUGUCAAACAUUAAGACACAGCGUUUCCUGUCGGGACCCUUCGCACCAGGUGUGGAGGUCACCGCAGGACUGUUUGUGGUUUCACAUGACGGCAAGUUGCUCUUCAGCGGCGGACACUGGGACAACAGCAUUCGGGUUACCUCAUUGGUCAAGGGCAAGACAGUGGGACAGCACAUUAGACACAUGGACAUCGUUACCUGCUUGUCGACAGAUCACUGCGGCAUCCAUCUGAUCUCGGGUUCUAGAGACACAACCUGCAUGGUGUGGCAGGUUCAGCAGCAGGGUGGAGCUCCUGUGGGUCUUUGUCCCAAACCGGUUCAGGUGUUGUAUGGACACACAGACGAGGUGGUCAGCGUCAACAUCAGCACAGAGCUGGACAUGGCGGUGUCUGGAUCCCGGGAUGGGACAGUGAUCAUCCACACAGUUCGUCGGGGUCAGUACAUGCGUUGCUUGCGUCCACCUUGUGACAGUUCCCUGCCACUGUCCAUCCUCCAUCUAGCUGUGUCCUGGGAGGGUCACCUUCUGGUACACACCUGCAUCGAAGGCAAAGCAACACUGAAGGAUAAAAAUGCGCUCCAUCUGUACUCUGUAAACGGGAAGUACCUGUGCAGCGAACCUCUGAAGGAGCAGGUGACAGAUAUGUGUGUUUCAGGAGAGUUUGUGGUUAUCGGCAGUGAGCAGGGAUACCUGUCGAUCCGAGACCUCUACAGCCUGGCUCUGUGUGCUGAACCCAUGGCUAUGCGUGUGCCGGUGCGUUGCGUAUCGGUCACGAAGGAGCAGAGCCACGUCCUGGUGGGCCUGGAGGACGGGAAACUGAUCAUCGUGGGCGUGGGCAAGCCAGCGGAGGUAAAAAACUCGCUGAGGAACUACAUCGCUCAGAGUCUGGAGGGAUCGCCGCUCAUGGCCUCUCCUUUGCUGGCCCCGCUUCGAGCUCGCUCACCCACUCGCCUGCUGCACCAGCGAGACCAGCUGGUGUUUAGCCCCACUUGCAGUUCCCACAAACCCUAGCAGCUCUAGACCUAGUCCCUGCCUCUCCCUCCUACUGCUGUAGAUCUGCAAAUGCUGGAGCUACACACAUAACGUACACAAACCUGCUGAUGGAUAAAUACAUUCAAAUUUGUUUGGCCUCAAUGUCCUUAAAGAUCGAAACCUACAGUCGCGUCUCCUUCUCAGGGAUGGUCGUCACCCUCGGUCAGUCAUUAGGCUUAACUCAUCGCUUAUCAAAUACAACACCUGAGCCAUUCAGAUUUCACACAUUCCUUCAGCAGACACACAAAACUACAACUGUGAUAUAGAAAAUACAUAUUGUGCUUUUACCUCAUUGUGUUUUUUUUUAUAUAUAUAUAUAUAUAUAUUGGCAUCUGUGCCAUAUUUGACUUGAUUUGCCAAUGACAUGGGACGUGGACGACUCCAUCCCAUAAUAUUAACCUGAAGUGUCAUUGUUUUACCUGUAUGCUUAGGAAUUCUAACAAAUAUGCUGUGAAACAAAACCUAACACUAAAUAACGCUUCUGCAAACUCAAGCCAUAACACUAGUGUAGCUACAAUCAAAUGAUGCAAACUAAUAAAUGUGCCAGAUAGAGUUUCGUGUUUUAAUAAUGUAAAUAGUACACGUGUAGUACAGGUGACCCCCCCCCCCCGAAAUUGAACUGAAUCAUUGCACCUUUCUGCUUCUCAUCUUCUCUGUAUAAAUUGACUCACAGCAAAGUGAAUCAAGCUCGAUUUUCUUUUUUUGUUAAAUUUCAUCAUCAGCUUUAUAUGGAAGCGCAUUGCCUUCACUAAAGAAAAAUAUUAUACACCUUAUCUCCUAAUUAAAAGAUCCCGAGCCUUUAAUUCUGAGAAAAAAUCCCAGAAUUAUGAGAAAAGUUGAGCCUAUUUAUCAUAUGACGCAAUUAUUCCAAAUAGAUGAUGAAUAGUACCUUAAUUGGAUUUCAGUGCAUGAAUAUUUGUAUGUGAAAUUCAUCAUUUUUGUUGAAUAUAUCCCAGGUUAUGGGAUGGUAAUAGGCUUAACUUUUCUGAAAAUUACAAGAUCAGGUGUCUAAUCUUUUCUCUUCAGUCAAUGCAAUCGUCUUCUGUCGCUUCACGAGUAAUCAAGCUCCAAUGAACUAAUCAAUCACUCAUGAAUCAUAUCCCUCCUCCUUCCCCUUCUCCUUUUGUUUUCUAUGACUUCACACUUUCUUCCCCACUUUCCCCUCCUCCUCCUCCUCCUCCUCCUCCUCUUCCUCCUCCGCUCUUCUCAGAUGCGUUCAGGCCAGAUUACGCGGAAGCUGUGGGGCUCAAGCAAGAAGCUGACCCAGAUCUCCUCGGGGGAGACGGUGUACAACACCCAGCACGACCAGACCUGACCCACCCCCGUCCCUGAGCCCUAAACCCUCCCCUCCACCACAUUCCAGUCACCCAGUCCACCUCCAUGCCUGUCAGUCAUCAAAACAGGUCUCCUUCUCCUCCUCCUUCUCCUCCUCAUAUCUGACUGCUCAUCCACGGUUUCAUGAGUGGUGGACAGUGGUUUCCAUGUGCUGGACAUACAUUAUUAUCACUAAGUCUGCAUGUCCAUGUGUGUGUUCAGGUUUCUGUCUGUGUGUAAAGCUGCUUUGGAUUGACCGUUCGGCGCUGGCGCUGUGCUUUUAAUCCAAAUGUAGCGCCAGCCUCAGCACCCUCACACCACUACCCACCACUCCUAAACACACCACUGCAACUUCUCUCUCAAUCUUCCAGCUAAUCAUUAUCAUUUUGACAUUAAACUACAUCUCCUCAACCAGGAGCCUGUUCACACACAGAGGCACUGUGUAUCCGUCGACCUGCUUGGCUCAGGUUUGACUCGAUCCGCCAGCUAAACGCUCUCCUAGCUCAGGAGCUCUCGAUUGCUGAACUGCUAGCAUGGAUGUUUGUGCGUAUUCCGUGAGCGUGUGUGCGUGGGUGCAUGUUGUAUUGCAGAUGCUUUAUCUCUAAAAUAUCGUUUCAAGUGGCCUUUUUUGUCCCCCCUUCGUUUGUCUUGGUGCAGACAGGCGGGCCUGUGCUCUGUAGGCCGAAGCUUUUCAUGGUUGCCUCAAAGCUGCCACAUAGCAGCCUUAUGCAGUAAGACGGCUCCAUCACCCACAAGACCAAACUCUAGGCCUUUUCUAUACAUUUUUAUAAAUGUGUGUGUGACUUUUCAUGUUUUUUUUGUAAUUGUGAAAGUCUGCGUUGUUGUUUUUACUGAAGGUUUUUUUUUGUUUGUUUGUUUGUUUUGCGUUGUGUUUUGACAAAUUUUAUGCUUGUAUCCGGCAAUUUCGGUUCAUAUGCAUGGGGUUGUCGGUCCAUUUUGAGAUUAAGUAGCAAACACAAGGGUGGAAAAGUCGUUUUUUUUUUUUUUUUUUUUUUUUUUGUGAAUUUAUACAUUUAGAUUUUGCUAGGGCUGGAUAUUGUACAGACAUUCACCACCGGGACUGAUACUGAUGUUUGGCUUUGAUAGUGGUUCCUGUACGAUACUUGUUUCAAUAUCAAUUUUGCAUUUUGACACAAAGAAAAAUUGCAUUACUGUAAGUUACAAAUCUUAGUUUCGUAACAUAAAACAAAGUUAUUUUUUCACCACUUAAGUUUCAUAUUUUCUGGCAGUUUUACAGUAAAAAUGAUAAACCUGUUUACAAAGAUAACGUUAUUAAUAAAGUGCGUUCAUUCUGCAUGCAUUGAUGCUCCUUGAUAGUCACUAGCUUCUAAGCAAUUCAGUCAGUGCCAAAAAGUAUCUAAACUUGAUACCCAGCCCUAGAUUAGUCUUGUUUUAUUUGAGAAACUUUUUUUUUUUUUUUUGAUAAUUCUCCCUCUAAGUGAAACACUACAUUCUCAAACACAGCAAGUUCUCACAUGAAGAUGUAUUUAUCAACGUCUCUGCUAAAUAACACUUGGUUCCCCCCCACUUCAUCGAAUGUUUUAAGUUACUUGAAUCCAUGUUUAUUUAUAAGUGAAAGUAGCAGAUUUUUUUUUUUUUCUUCUUUGUUUUAAUCACACUUUGGAUACAGACACCGGUGUGCAUAUUUUAACCUCUUUCUGACUGUUGGGCGUACCUGUAAAAGAAGGAGGAAGAACAUUUCCUUAAGGGCUUUUUGAGAUGUCAGUGUUAACAGCAAUACAGCUCCUUUCGUCGGGUCCCGGUCGACGCUUUCUUCUAGUCUUUCCCACAUCGGUUGCUCAGCUAGCCCCGUUUUCACCAGUCUUCCUCUAGCUUAAAUGGGACAGUAAAUGCACCCAAACCUGCCAUGGGACCCCCUCCUUCCCCCUCGAAAUGCCUUCAGCACUCUCGUACUAUAUCUGCAUCUCAUUCUCCGUACUGCUCAUUACGAUCUGACUGAUUUCAGAGGAGUUUUUGGAUUUUUUUUUUUUUUUUUUGGGCAUCGUCUGCAUGUUUUGGUCAUGUCGACAUGUAUUUUGGUGCGUGAAUGUGGUUUCUGUACUCUGUAAUAUCCAAAUCACAAAAACAUCACAGUUCAAAGCUGUGGAUGUGUGAUUCAUAUUUUUGCACCGGAUCUGUGUGUGUGAGUUGUUUGCAUUAUGUGUGUACAUGUCGAUGAAGCAUGUGUUCAUUUUUUUUUUUUUUUUUUUAUAGCCAAAUUUUAGAUUUUUAUCAUACAUGUUGAUAUGGUGUCUCUGAUUCUGUGAACUAUAUUUUGGCUCUGUCAUGGAUUCAGUAUUGGACACAGGGUUGCUCUAAUGGUUCUUUUUUUUUUCAUGUGAUUUUUGUAUUUAGUUUUUAUUUAAGCAUCAUUGAGAGGUGGAGUGUAAAGACCAAUCUGUGUCCUUGUUUGAGAGAUUUCUGUGAAAGGUGCAUAAAUUCCCAAUGCAUUUUUUUUUUUUUUUUUAAUUCAUUCAUGUUAUUCAGAAAGACCGCUGUUAAGUUUAAGUUGUUAAACUGACUUCCACAACUGCAAUAGAGUGCCUUUAUCUCAGCGUGGUGUUAAUAAUGAACUAGAUUGGUAUUAUCCAAGCUUAUCAUCCCUGACCUUACAAUGAAUAAAAAGAAAACAGCAUUCCAGAUGUAAAACCUUCACAGUUUCAACGGGAACCAAGAAUAUAUGACUAUAAAUUGAAAUCAAGAAGUACUAUUUUGUGUCUUAGCAACAUUCUCUGUGAUUGUCACCAAAUGGAUGUGUGUAUAUCUGUGAUUAUUUAUGAAUACAGUAUAUAAUGUACAGCAUGAUUUUUAUUUUGGCGUAUUUGAAAUGUACUUUUGCACUUUCCAGGUACUAAAUUGUAACAAAUUGUUUUAACUUGGCUCCCUAAUCUGUACAAACUGCUUUGUAUACACAAGUAGAAGAUGAUCAUUAAAGUCUUGUCUAAAUUUA
This is a messenger RNA of Sphaeramia orbicularis (orbiculate cardinalfish), 13308 nucleotides long. RefSeq names its product neurobeachin-like 1 (gene nbeal1). The record is from RefSeq and is a predicted model, not a curated record. The coding region runs from base 666 to 9002 and encodes 2778 amino acids. The transcript is spliced from 54 exons. Gene Ontology annotation, cellular component: cytosol; membrane. Gene Ontology annotation, molecular function: protein kinase binding. NCBI's taxonomy places the organism in Eukaryota, Metazoa, Chordata, Actinopteri, Kurtiformes, Apogonidae. Gene Ontology annotation, biological process: intracellular protein localization.